Molecule: messenger RNA, 571 nt
Organism: Pseudovirgaria hyperparasitica
Lineage: Eukaryota; Fungi; Ascomycota; Dothideomycetes; Acrospermales; Acrospermaceae
Exons: 1
Coding region: 146-511 (121 amino acids)
Biological process (GO): endosomal transport
Cellular component (GO): BLOC-1 complex
Source: RefSeq, a predicted model, not a curated record
UUAGCCGAGCAUCAGCGUGACCAGUCUAAUAAUUAUCAGACAGUACCAUUCAACUUAUGUGAUCUGCAUCCCCCCAUAUUCAUGAAAGCAUAAUACCGACCUACUUUUUUCCAAGGCAAACAAUUCAACAAAGCCCAGGCCUAGCAUGUCAGCCCAAAAUGAACCAGAGCAGAGGACAGCAGAAGCCAGGGCAGCUGUUACUGCCUCGCUGAACUCUAUCGGCACGUCGCUGGAUUCGAAGAUGAAGACACGCGCAAGUGAUCUUCAUGCAAACGCGGCAGGGAUAUCCAAGCAGGAGACAGAAUUGGCUAAGCAGACUACGGCGCUGGCCAAAGAGAGGCUUCAAUGGCAGAAAUUGGCGGACACGUCGACUAAGAAGCUCAAUGAAAUCGGCGACACCCAGAACUGGGCAGAGACAAUUGAGAGAGAUCUAUUGGUCAUUGAAGAGACACUGCGCUUGGUGGAGGGCAAAGUUGUUGAAGAUUCAGCGAGCGGCACCAACGAUUUUUAAAGGUUGAUGGAAUGCAAUGAUGCGUUGACAGGAAUGGGAGGAAGAUGUGUUGCUAGCUUG